UGUCUGCUCCUCCUCCUCCUCGCUGUGGUGUGUUUUCUCUUCAUGUACAGAACAGAAACCGGAGUUGGAGCUUUAGUUUGCUGUUGGUCAUCAUGUCGAGUUCCCGCACAAUGCAGUACAUCGGCCUCCUGCUGCUCGCCGCCAUCCUGCUGCAGACCAUCGCUGUGGCCGUCACCUUCAUCUACUUCAGCAAUGUUCUGAACACGAUGAAGGAGACUUUUUCCAAAAGCAGCGUGUCGUGUCUGAUGCGUUCGAACCUGCGCACACUGAAAGGUUCUGAUCCGAGCAGCUCGGAGGGAAAGGACGACCCCUGCUGGCAGGUCACACAACAGCUCCACUUCCUCAUCGAGAAGUCGAUGUCUAAUCGCUACCAGGAAGAAAUCUCCUCAGCAGUUAAAGAUGAAGUGACCCGAGUUCUUCCCUCACUGGCGGUUCAGGACCAGGACACUGCUUCACGACCCAAGAUUGCUGCCCACGUCACGGGCAGUUACACGCAGGACUCAGACAAGGAUGUUGGAGGUGCCUCCAACAGGAAGGUGUACGGCCAAAAAAUUCAGUCGUGGGAAUCCGAGAAAGGUCUGGCCUUCCUCCAGAACGUGGAACUGAACGACGGAGAGCUGGUGGUGCCGCAGCCCGGACUGUACUACAUCUAUUCUCAGACAUAUUUCAAGCACACGCUUAUAGAGGAAGAGGAAGAAGAGGAACAGGAGGAAGAGGAGGGAGCAGCCAGGGGAAAGCCCAUGCUGCAGUAUGUAUAUAAAAAAGUGGGAUCUUAUCCGGUGCCAAUCCUACUGAUGAAGAACGCAAGGACGACCUGCUGGUCCCGGGACGCUGAGUUCGGCCUGUACUCCAUCUACCAGGCGGGACUUUUCCAGCUUGGAGGCGGAGACAGGCUGUUUGUAACUGUCAGUAACGUGAGCACCAUUGAAAUGGACGAGAAGUCAAGCUUUUUUGGUGCUUUCUUGGUCAGUUAGGUCCAACAUACUGCAAGAGGAAGUUUUUUUUACUGCUCAGUGGUUCCUGUGAUUCAGGACUCAGCUUGUUUUGUACUGUGCUCUCUUUGGAUCGCUGUCUGACAUCAACCCGACUUCACUCUGAGGAAAAAACCCAUCAUGCAGGAGUCAGAAACACAUCAAGAGUCUGAGAUGAAGCUGAAUUCUGUCUACCUGAGACGCAGGAACUGAGAAACGCUCAGCAGGUUGGGGAUAAAACCGACUGGUCGCAGAGAAACACCACGUUUUCUAUCCUGCGGACAGACGGAGAGAAGUUCCUGCACUCUGUAUGUCUGUAACUCAUAACAUUAAAGAAUUAGAUGAUUUUUUCAUUUACACUGAGAAACUGAACCUUCUGGUUUUGCUCUGAUGUCAUCGGACAAUGACGUAUUGUGGCAUGUAAUGUAAUAUUUUCUGCCUUUAAAACUGAAUUUGUCAGAAAACCUCUGGAUAAAAAAAGCUCAGAUUUCUUCUUUACUUUCGUUCACUUAUUUUUUACACGACUUCCUUAUGAACUUUCAGCAUUUUCACCGCAGUGGUGUUUGUUUUAUUUAUGGAUAAAUCUAUGGAUGAUGAACGUGAGCAUCUGUGAGCGGAGUUUUAACGGAAAUCAGCUGUGUAAAUUUAUUAAUCAUUUUUUUACUACAUAAAGAGAUUUUAAAGCCUUUGCACUGAAUAAAGUCUCGAGAUUAAAAAGUUUUCUGUAGCAUUGAACAAUUCCAGCUUUUUUAUAAUAUAUUUUUUGUUCUGGAGCCUCAUUUACAUUUUAUUGUGCACAAAGGAAACCUUUCUGUCUGAAAAGCCUUCAUGUUAAAAUAUCAGCUAAAGCUGUGAGCUGGUUUCAGAAAGGGACUUUUCCCUGAGAGUCAUGGGCCUUCAGGGUCCUGUUUAUCUGACAGUCGCUCAGUCAGAAGAGCAAGAGGAACCGAGGCCAUGGGGUAAGGAUCAGGGCCCAGUGGUGCUGACAGCCACAAAGCAGAUGUUCCAGAUGUGUGUUACGUCUGAUUCAUAAUAAAGUAGAAAUGCUGCCAGAGGUGUGUUAAUGCUGUAAAACUGGAUCAUUUUGAAAUUUACACACAGGCUUUGUAACGUGUAUACAGCAAUACAGUUGUACAUAAAAUAUAUAAAUAAAUCAUGUGAAAAAUUCUAAAUAAAUCAUUCAGUUUGAUUGAAAA
Messenger RNA from Tachysurus fulvidraco (yellow catfish), 2167 nucleotides. It is a transcript of the gene tnfsf10, whose product is annotated as TNF superfamily member 10. Bases 93 to 974 code for a protein of 293 amino acids. Gene Ontology annotation, cellular component: membrane. Gene Ontology annotation, molecular function: tumor necrosis factor receptor binding. The record is from RefSeq and is a predicted model, not a curated record. Lineage: Eukaryota; Metazoa; Chordata; Actinopteri; Siluriformes; Bagridae. Gene Ontology annotation, biological process: immune response. The transcript is spliced from 5 exons.